Messenger RNA from Amyelois transitella, 2412 nucleotides. RefSeq names its product GTP cyclohydrolase 1 (gene Pu). Gene Ontology annotation, biological process: tetrahydrofolate biosynthetic process; tetrahydrobiopterin biosynthetic process. The coding region runs from base 248 to 967 and encodes 239 amino acids. Gene Ontology annotation, cellular component: cytoplasm. The transcript is spliced from 6 exons. NCBI's taxonomy places the organism in Eukaryota, Metazoa, Arthropoda, Insecta, Lepidoptera, Pyralidae. Gene Ontology annotation, molecular function: GTP cyclohydrolase I activity; zinc ion binding; GTP binding. The record is from RefSeq and is a predicted model, not a curated record.
AACACAGCUCCGCGUUGUUUUUUUUUUAUUAUCAUCAAAAUCCUGCAACGGAAUCAUUCAUUCCACUUAUAUUUUUUUCUCUGACAAACCGCUUACCUUGGCCGUAAGACCGCGCGAACGGGUUUUAACUAAAUAAUUAACAAUUGCGAGUUACUCGUGCUGUCAAAGUGACGUUUAAAAACGCGCGAAACACGUCGCGAUUCCGUGUUCAGUUUUCGAAUUUGGAAAAGUUUAUUUCUUUAUAAAAAUGAAGGAGUUGAAUGGAGCCGUUUCUACCAGCCAGUGCGAGGCUAAUGGCAAUGGAGCUUUGAUCGUCGCCAAAAACGGGAAAAAGGCUGACAAUGGCCAUGAAAACUGCACAUUCCACCAUGACCUGGAGCUGGACCACAGACCGCCGACCAGGGAAGCCCUCCUUCCCGACAUGGCUAACUCAUAUAGACUGCUACUGACGGGUUUAGGAGAAGAUCCACAGAGGGAGGGUCUGCUGAAGACUCCGGAGCGCGCGGCCAAGGCGAUGCUGUUUUUCACCAAGGGCUACGACCAGAGUCUUGAAGAGGUGCUGAACAACGCCAUAUUUGACGAAGACACAGACGAGAUGGUGGUGGUGAAGGAUAUAGAGAUGUUCUCCAUGUGCGAGCACCAUCUGGUACCCUUUUACGGGAAGGUAUCCAUUGGGUACCUUCCGCAAGGCAAGAUCUUGGGGCUCAGCAAGUUGGCCAGGAUCGUGGAGAUCUUCUCCCGUCGCCUUCAAGUUCAGGAGCGGUUGACCAAGCAGAUAGCGGUGGCUGUGACCCAGGCAGUAAGGCCCGCUGGAGUCGCCGUGGUCAUUGAAGGAGUGCACAUGUGUAUGGUAAUGCGUGGAGUCCAGAAAAUAAAUAGCAAGACUGUAACGUCGACCAUGCUCGGAGUGUUCCGUGACGACCCGAAGACGAGGGAGGAGUUCCUCAAUUUAGUGCACUCCAAGUGAGCCCGCGAAAUUGUUCCGUUGCGUUUGUAAUGUUUUUUUAAUCUGUGCUCUUUUAUUUUUUUCGGCCAGUGAAUGACCAAUAAAAAAUUCUCUGGACUUUUUGGCGGGAACCUAAACGUCAUGUAGUUUGUGCUGUAAUAUUUUUCCAAAAUUUGUGUUUGAUGAGCUAUUAAUGAUUUAUAAGUGUGGAUUAUUAAUUAUUUAGUGUUUUUGGACAAGCAUGAGUGUUGGAGAGUGUUACAAUAUCGAAUUUGAUGACUUUUGAUGUUGUCCCAAAAAGUCCCGGAAUAGGCCGAAGUAAAGCGCCCACAGCUAUUACUCGAUCAAUACUGAGUAUAAUUUUAGAACUGGAACUAGAACUUGCAAAAAAACUCCUGAAGAAAUUUCAUAGCCAAAACGAAGAAAAGAAAAAAAAAUAUCUUUCGUUCGAGGACAGUUUUUCAAUCAGAUUAAAUUCCGAAUUCCAUUUUAUCUUGUUGUUCGUGAUGAAUCUUACAAAUUAUGUAGACCAGACCAUUAAUGAUUGAACCGAAAUUUGUUUUGGACAUCGAAGUAAAAUAAUUCUAGAUAAAUCUAACUUUAUUAUUGAUGAUUUUUCUAAAACGAAGACACAUCAUUGAGACGGCGAUUCAAAAAUUUUUUUGCAUGAGUAUUAUUUUUAUUAAUAAAAGAAUUUGCUGCGUAUAGACAACAUUUACUUAGUAAAAAAGCUCUCUUAUAAUGUGUUUAUAAUUUUGUUUUUAAAUUAAUUAGUUUAAUUCAUUAUUAUUAUAAAAUUUUUAUUUUAUAUGAUAAUCACCAAGAAAAACAUUGCAAACGCAUAUAUUUAUUAAUUUAAAGCAGCUUUCUCUAAUAUUUUUUAAGUACCCGAAAAGGGAUAUUAUUUAUUCCUGUAAUUCCUGUACAAUUUAAACAUAGUGCCAAAUGAAAAACUCAAAUUUGAAACAGUAUUUUUAUAAAGAACAAACUGCCUUAGUUUUAAAUAAAUUUUCGCAAAGUUUUUAAUUAUUUUAAUCUGCUUUUUCUCAACUUUGACUUAUUUUUCUUAUUUUCAUUUAAAGUUUUAAGUAAAUUUAGCAAAAGUACCUAUUUGUAUAAUUUAAGAAAUUUUUAUAUACCAUGACAAUAAUUUUGUAGUUUAUUUAAUUGAAGAUCUUGGUUAAAAAUAUAUUGCCCAAAAACCACGAUCUUCAAGCAUUUUGAUAAAUGAAAUUAUAUUUACUUAUUGACUUAUACAAAGUUCAGUACAAAGAUUUUAUAUUUUAGAAAAUGUUAAAAACUAUAUUUACAUUCGAUAUUUGUGGACCAAUUAAUUUAUUUUAUUUGAUCUAAUUUUGCAAAAAUCUCAAGUAAUUAAUGGCUGAUUCUUGACAUUUUUGCUCUAAAAUUAUAUUUAUUUAUUCGUUUUAAUUUUUUUUUUAUGAAAACGUAUACAUCUAUAAAGU